Rhizopus microsporus ATCC 52813 is the source of this 1800-nucleotide messenger RNA. RefSeq lists its product as uncharacterized. The record is from RefSeq and is a predicted model, not a curated record. Lineage: Eukaryota; Fungi; Mucoromycota; Mucoromycetes; Mucorales; Rhizopodaceae. Bases 42 to 1433 code for a protein of 463 amino acids. The transcript is spliced from 2 exons.
CUCGUUUUUCUUUUCUCUCUCUCUUUUUUUAUAAUUUUAUUAUGGACUCUUCUUCAGGAACAAACGAAAGGUGGCGUACGAAAAAGCAAUCGAUCACUCAACGCCAUGUUGAUAAAGAACUACAACGUAUCAAGAGUUUAGCUGUCGUCUCUGUACUAAAUAAAGCCUUUGAGGACCCAAACGCUACACCCACUGAACAACAACCACAGCCUAAAAAGUUGACAGACAGCCGUUCUCGGUCAACAUCCUCUGGCUCACAAGAUAAGGACUCUACCUUUAACCCAACUGUACGCAGAAAAUCGGAUUUUAAUGCAACAAAGUUACCACCUCAUAUGAUACCUACUACUGAAACGAUACCCAGUUCUGAAAAGAGACAACUUGCUGAGCUUCAGGACAAAUAUGAAGAUACACUCAAGGAACUAAGUACGGUCAAGUCACGGAGUGAACAACAGAGUCAGCUGUUGAUGAUGCAAGGCGCUCUUAUCGAACAGCUAUCAGAACAAAUUGAAUACUUGACUGAAGAAAACCAAACACUAAGAGCACAACAGUCUGUAAGCGACGUGAUCGACAUUCGAGACGUACAACGAGAAAUAAUCGACUUACGGCAGAUACUGGAAGAACUGAAUACGGCCAAGGAUGAGUAUGAGAUGAUGGCCGUCUCGAUUAGUGAUAGGCUAGAAGAAAGCGAAGUUAAGAUGGAGGAUAUGGAGCAGUCAGCAAAAGAACUCAAGAAACAAUGUCAGUCACAGUCAAUGUAUAUUGAGGCCAAGGUAGAGACACUGAUAAACCAGCUGAAAGAAAAAGAUGAAGUCGUCAAUAAAAUGUACGAGCAAAAGAUAAAGCAAAUGUACCCAAGUAGAAAAAGCGAAAGCGUCAUCUCGACAUCAAGCAUGGCUUCAGAUAAACAAGAUGAAGAAGAAGAAUACACUGACCGCGCAUCCGCUCGUUCGUCUGUCGCCUCUAAAAGCUCGCAACAAAGAAGAAGGUCGCAUAUCGCUCGUUGGAAAGGCGUAGCGCUCCCUCCUGCAUCUCCUCCUCCUUCGGCACCUCUACCGCCUAUACCUGUUGAGUCACCUAAUACCUCAUUUAGACCCAGGUCAGCUGUGACCGAGAGCACGUCGUCGUCCUCCCGACUGCCUGUGUACAAACACAUGUCGGUGGAUGCGGUGGGUGGACCUCAAUCAUUUUCAAGUCUACAUGAACUAGAUAAAGAAAUAUCGGAUGCAAUGUACUAUAAGGAGUUUACAGAUCAAUUACAAGCAAGAUUAUCCGUGUCUAAAGAAAUUGACGAUUUACAAAAUGCUGUUUGGAAGCCAAGUGAUUAUGAUGAAAUACAAAGAAAGAUAGAAUCAAAGAAUUGGUUAGAUCAAGAUGUUCAUCCAAAGGACCAAAGUGCCUUCUGGAAAGGCAUGAAAAAGAAGUUGAGAGUGUAAUAAUAAUAAAGUAUAUUUUUAGUAUCUUUUUUUUUUUUUCAUCUCUCUGAACAAAUAAGGAAUAUUCCACUAUUUACAGUGAUUUGCGUUUAAAAUUCAAUAGCGGGGCACCGAUUAGUACAAGAGGUUGAAGAUGUCGCUGACAGCACUUAGCCAGCAUCAAAAGAUACAACAACUGCCUAGUUUGUUAAGUUUAUGAGUGAACUACUUGAUAUAAUGGAUCUUGAAAAAAAAAAAAUCAAAGUUGUCAUUUUUAAUAUUUUUUUUGGCGAUAUGAAAGACUUGACAUACAGCUGUCGUCUUCUAGGAGGAGAGCCAGGAGCAGAUUUCAUUCUGAAUACUUUCAAGCAUUUUUCCGCACUGUUAC